AUGCGCAAGCCUUGCACCGUCAGGCGGACGAGCUGUGCCAAUGCGUUAAGAGGUAAAAAUUUGGCAAUUUGCAAAUCACGCAGCGGCGAGUACGAGUCGGCGUUAGUGCUGUACCACCGAGCGGCCACGGUUUGCCCGCACGACAGCACCCACGGCGUAGCGGCUCGGCGUACCGCGGCCAUGAUAAGCUUGUGGAGUAAUCCGGAGAAAAGCUCGACGAGACCGCCGGCGAAUACGAGGAGCGACGCGAUUUCGAGGGUGACUUCGUGCCCCGAGAGCGCGGUGCUCAGAGCGCCUCGCGACGCCUCCAAGUCCUCCGAUUCGUCGAUUAUCUCUGGUAUCCUCAGACACCUCGACACCUGCAAAAAGCCGUCUACCGACACCCUCCCCGCGCUAGGAUCGCUCAUCAGCCAACUGAGCCGAUCGCGAGCGACCUUGGAGCACGUCAACAGCCACGCCGACGCGAUGCUGAGGAAACUGAAGGCCACUUUCGACGCCGGCAGGAUGCGGAACUCCUUGAGGCUCGCCGAGGACCUGCUGGCGCUGUCGCCCGACCUGGGGGACCCUCGUCGACAUAAGAUACCGGCGUAUCAUUACUUGUCUCUGAUCCACGCCGCUCUAGGAAGGCACGAUCGAGCGUCCGAGCAGGUCGCCCGGCUGGUGCGCCUGUCGCUGAGCGUCAACGACGAGGUGCACCUGUCGCAGGCUCUGGUGACCUUGGGCAAGGUGCACCUCAGCUUCGGCUGCCUGCAAGCGGCCGCGCGCGCCUGGGAGAACAUGUCGAUCCACGUCGGCCAGCCCGUGGCGCAGGCCUGGCUCCACCACGAGAUCGGGCGCUGCCAUUUCGAGGGAGGGAAGUACGUGAAGGCGUUGCGCGAGGCGGCACGCUGUUGGGAGCGCGCGGAGGAGGCGAGCUCGAACAAGUGGACCUUCCACGCCGGCCUCCUGAGGGCGCAGUGCCUGGCGUUGCUGGGUCGCUUCGCUGGUGACGAUUUUACUUCUCAACCCCUUCCUCCAUUUUUCCCGGCCGGCGGAAUCUCACGGAUGGCCGGUUGAUUCCCCUCGCGGCGCGCGAUUGUCCCGAAGGGACGCCGUUCCGCCGGAAAAUUCCAACGGGGCUCCUUUAAAGCGCCCCUGCAGCCUCGACGGGAUCCCGACGGGACGCAAUAUCGCGUUGUGCCUCGGCCGAGACGGCCCGUCUGGACGAAUAACUCUCUCCGCAAUUGUAUGUUAUGCGAGUCGCUCGUGAAUGGGACAUUUAAAACAGUUGGCCGGGAUGCUUGAGGUACUCCGGUCGGUAGGCAAACGUGUGCUUGGACUAUGUAAAAAAAGAGAGGAAAGAGAGAGAGAGAGAGAGGCGGAAAAUAAUACGUUGCGCUCUAUUCUGUUAACGUCGACGCUCUUAUCACGAGGGAUUUUCAUUCCGCCGAGUGGAAUCCAGACCGCCGCAGAAUGCGUCCGUAUGCAAACGAAACGCGACUUUUAAAACGCGCGUUUGUAGUUUUACAUGACGUCUCUUUGCGCCUGUAAUCGAUAUUACAGGCCGAGUGAGUGGACUCGGUUGGACGAGUUGAAUCUUCACGGGGCGAAUUUGCGCGAAAUUCCAAUGGCGCACGUGGAAAAAUAUUAUACCGCUAAGACGAGCGGAUCCAGUUUACUCUUCUUUUCUCAAGUAAUAUACAAUAGUCUUCGACAAGAAAUAUCUUUUCACAAGAGUCACGCAUGAAACAUACUUCCUCAACUGAUAAUAAUUGUAAAAUGUAUCCAAAUUUCUGGCAAAAAGCUCAUUGCUCCGAAAGA
Harpegnathos saltator (Jerdon's jumping ant) is the source of this 1800-nucleotide messenger RNA. RefSeq lists its product as uncharacterized. The record is from RefSeq and is a predicted model, not a curated record. The transcript is spliced from 3 exons. NCBI's taxonomy places the organism in Eukaryota, Metazoa, Arthropoda, Insecta, Hymenoptera, Formicidae. Gene Ontology annotation, molecular function: protein binding. The coding region runs from base 1 to 1056 and encodes 351 amino acids.